This is a messenger RNA of Aspergillus chevalieri, 1431 nucleotides long. RefSeq lists its product as uncharacterized. Gene Ontology annotation, cellular component: mitotic spindle pole body. The coding region runs from base 1 to 1431 and encodes 476 amino acids. Lineage: Eukaryota; Fungi; Ascomycota; Eurotiomycetes; Eurotiales; Aspergillaceae. Gene Ontology annotation, biological process: activation of GTPase activity; negative regulation of septation initiation signaling. Gene Ontology annotation, molecular function: GTPase activator activity. The record is from RefSeq and is a predicted model, not a curated record. The transcript has 3 exons.
AUGACCUCCCGCCCAACAACACAAGCGCAGCUCAACCUCGCUGCCCUCGCAUCCCCCUCACCCUCUCCGCGAACGAUGCGAUCUCUGCGCAAGAUACAAUCACAUCAUACACUUUCUUCGAAUACGUCUUCCGACCUUCAAACCAUCACUUCCGCCGCGGGUACCGACGAAUCCUCCCUAGCAACGCAACAACACCACCAGCAACAACAGCAACGGCAAUUAGCAUCACCCGCUCGAAUCCGGACGCAUGGUCGGGGACGGUCGAAUAGUGAUUCGGGCUCUCGGGAGGCAACGCUUACUGUCCCGAGAAAGAGGCGACCAGCUAGGAAGACGGGGUCGGGGAUUGGGGUGAAGAGGUCACUCUUGGAGAGCUAUCUUAGAGAUGGGCCACAGGAUGGGAAUCUUGCAGAGGGGCUACAGGAGUUGAGGUAUUUGGUUUUGUCUACGAGAGUGGAAGCUGAUGCUGAUGGCAUGUCAACGUACCGGGUAUACCUGUGGCUCAUCCUCCUCGAUAUCCCUCCCGUUCCAACAGAUGAAUAUCUUUCUCUGAUCCAUCGUGGCCGUUCACCGGCAUACACCAAGAUCCGCAACGAUACCUUCCGCACUCUGGCGACGGAUCCCCUGUUCAAGCGGCGCGUGACGGAAGCGAGUCUGAUACGACUGUUGAACGCAGUAGCGUGGAAACUCCAAGAUGCGAAGGGCAACCGCCGUCGCAAGUCACGACCUUCCUCGUCUCGCAGACGGGAAAUGGAAUCAUUGAUCAAAACGCCGCCGCGCAUCGCCGAAGAAGACGAAGAUGAAUUUGUCCUUGUCGAUAAUAAUACCACCCUCACCACUCCUUUUACCUCUACUGCUACUACUCCUAAUGAUAAUAACAAUAAUAUCAACGCUCGCGGAAACGUAAGCGAAUCCGCCAUCUACGUCCAGGGCAUGAAUGUCCUCUGUGCUCCGUUCCUCUAUGCCGCCCGCAGCGAAGUUGAGGCCUUUGCGCUUUUUCACCAUUUUGUCACCCACGAAUGUCCCGGAUAUAUCCGCAGCGCAAUGGACGGCGUCCAUCGGGGCUUACGUCUUGUCGACCGGUGUCUGGAAGUCGUUGAGCCAAAAUUAGCCGCCUACCUCUUCUCCAAGGGGAUGCAAGCAGAGCUGUACGCGUUCCCGUCUGUUUUGACGCUGUGCGCGUGCACACCUCCGUUACCUGAAGUGCUUCAUCUGUGGGAUUUUCUGUUUGCGUACGGAUCGCAUUUGAAUAUUUUAUGUAUUGUUGCGCAGUUGAUUAGGAUGAGGGAUACGAUUCUCGAGAGCGCUAGUCCAAACAAAAUCCUACGCUCAUUCCCACCCCUUGACGCCAAGGAAAUCAUCGCCUUGACCGUCCUGAUCGUCCGCAAGAUACCCAGUCCUCUUUAUACGGAGUUGGUGAACCAUGCUAAGUAG